AUUCCCCACCCCUCCACCCACUCCAGAAGCUCCCGUCCUCCACCCCGACCGCCGGCAAAGAAAAAGGGGGAGGGAGGAGGAUGGGGAUGCGGGAGUGGCCGCUGCCUCGCCUGUAUGAGGUCCUCCACGGCGAAGAGCGCGACCGGUGGCCGCCGGAGGCCAGGUUCCUCCAAGCCGCCCACAACGGCGACGUCCGCGAGAUCAAGUAUAUUGCAAAGGAGCUGGACGUGCAGGGGCACGGGAUCCGGACGACCGUGGCCAACACCACCUACAUGGGCAUGAACGCGCUACACGCCGCGGGCGGCGGCGGCAAGCUGCCGAUCUACCGGUAUCUUGUUGAGGAGGUCAAGAUGGAUGUCGACAUGCCUGACACCGCUCAGGAGUUUACGCUCGUGUCGCAUGCCAUCAUGUAUGGCCACCUUCCUGCUGUCAGGUACCUUCUGGAUCAUGGCGCUGAUCUGCAUCAGCGACGUGGAAAAAUCACCCUUCUUCAUAUGGCUGUAGUUCAUGGGUACUAUGAAAUAGUGAAGUUUCUUCUUGCGAGGGGAGCUAAUGUCCAUGCUAUGUCAGAACUUGGGACACCACUCAUGGAUGCUACUCUUAGAGGAUUUCCUAGUAUUGUCAAGAUCCUUUUGGAGCACAAGUCAGAUCCCAACAUUGUUACUCGUAUACUUGGACCUUUAAACAUGGCAUUAGACAAAUCUUUCGUGUCCUGUGUGAAGCUAUUGAUUCAGGGUGGAGCUAAUGUGAGCGGUGUUUUUCCUUAUUAUGAUCCUUUGCUGACGGCUGCAGAAAAGGGCUUAACUGAAGCUAUUAAGUGCUUGUUGGAAGCUGGUGCAAACCCAAAUGUUUUUGACAGGUUUGGUAGGUUGCCAAUAGAGUUGGCUGUUGAGUAUGGUACACGGGAAGACGUUGAGCUUCUCUUUCCUUUCACCUCUCCUGUUUCAACUGUGGCAAAUUGGAGCGUUGAUGGAAUCAUUAGUCACGUGGAGAUGGAAAUCAAGCAACUUGAGGAUGACAAUUUUGUGAAAAAGAGGAUGUCCGAGCUGAAACUCCAAGCAGAUGAAGCAUUUAAGAAGCAAAGUUAUCUAAAUGCAUCAGUGCUCUACACACAGGCACUGAAGAUGGAUAACUUCGAUCCUAAGUUGUUAUCAAACAGGAGCCUCUGCUGGCUUCGCAUGGGUGAUGGACAAAGGGCUUAUGAUGAUGCAACUGAAUGCAAGAUAAUUUGCCCGAAGUGGGCAAAGGCGCACUAUCGGCAAGGAGCAGCUCUAAUGUUCAUGAAGGUAUAUGGUGGAGCUUAUGAAGCACUCUCGCGUGCUUUAGAGUUGGACCCAGAAAACAAAGACAUUGAGAAAUUAUUCAGGAAGGCGAUGGAACUGAAGUGAUCAUGCCCUGCAUGCCCGCUGCAGAGAGAAGCUCACGCUAAAUCUCAAGCUCUUUUUUUUCUUUUGCAUUCUCAGACAAAAGCACUGAACUUCGAAUUAUGGCGCCCUCUGUUUUGAUGUAAUCCAUGGACAAUAGCAGCAGCAGCAGCAGCUUACAGGAAAACAUGUUUCUGACUAGUGGCUACUUAUUUUGAGUUUUAUGAAACUCACAUCCUGUUCUGUAUGGAAGCGUGGCAGCAGUGGUGGUGAAUUGAAUUGGUUAUUGCUGGAGUGAAAUGUUUGGCAGAAGAUCAUGCUACUUUGCAUUGCCAAUUCCUGCACGU
This is a messenger RNA of Triticum aestivum (bread wheat), 1711 nucleotides long. Its product is annotated as ankyrin repeat domain-containing protein 17. Gene Ontology annotation, molecular function: protein binding. The transcript is spliced from 12 exons. The coding region runs from base 81 to 1388 and encodes 435 amino acids. The record is from RefSeq and is a predicted model, not a curated record. NCBI's taxonomy places the organism in Eukaryota, Viridiplantae, Streptophyta, Magnoliopsida, Poales, Poaceae.